Molecule: messenger RNA, 474 nt
Organism: Closterium sp. Yama58-4
Lineage: Eukaryota; Viridiplantae; Streptophyta; Zygnematophyceae; Desmidiales; Closteriaceae
Source: the annotation of a GenBank genome assembly
AUGUCGACUACUGCUACCUCUCCUCCAACGCCACAGUCAGCUAACACCGUUGGCAGUUCGCAAACUCUUCUAACCGCGGCACGGGAGUAUCUCCUCGACGUCGACCAUGCCGUCUUCAAGCACUUCCACAUCAUCAAGAGGGUCGAGGGAAAAGCUCAGCAUUACGAGUGCAAGUUCUGCAACAACAUCUUCGCUGGUGCUGCCAUCCGAUGCACGCAACACUUCAUGUCGUGGAACGGGAUGAAACGCUGUGAAGAGGCGCUUUGCAAGGAUGCGCCGCAAGAUGUGCGUCAGGCUAUGCGCGCGAAUUACAAGGCGGCGGCUGCCGCGGCCGAAGAAAAGAGGCAGGCUGCAGCUGAUGCGGUUGCUGCGGUGAAGGCCAACGGUGGGAAGCGGGCGUGCAUCACCGAUUACCUGGAGGGGGAUGCGGCUGAGAGAAAGAGAGAAGCAGACGAGUCACUUGCGCUUGCGUAG